CUUUCAUUUUUGAAUUCAAGUGAUGUAGUCCUUGAAUAAUGUAGUCCUUAGCUAGUUAGAAUUUGAGUAUGAUAAACAUGACUGAAAAUGAACACAGCGGCUUCCCAAGGAAGCGUAUUUUUUCAGGCGCGGAAGGGGUUUUUUUUUCGUAAGAGGAAAACAGCUCGGAAGGAUCGCAGUCGGAUGCCAUCCCAGACUGCGGAGCUCAUCAGAUGGGCAUCACGGGAGACCGUCAGGUGCGCCGAGUAAGGGGCGGCAGUGUCCGGAGGCUAGAAGUUGUUCGAACAAGUAGUAAAACUAAACGAAAGACCAUAUUAGUCGCAGCUACUUCCGCAUUCGCUUUGACAGGUAUUUUGCCAGGAGUACACGCAGUCUUUUUCGAUAGACAGAAGGCUCAAGAACUGCUACUUCAAGAACAGAAGGCGUUUUUGAAUGACUUGGCAACAGCAAGGACGGGUAAGACGAGUAAAGAUGGCGGAAAAAGACACCUCCCGAAAGUAGGGGCGAAAAAUAACAACCCAGGAGGAUCAACUUCUAAGCUUGCAAGCGGCAUCCAGCUAGAAGAAAUAACAGGAUGUAAGCAUGUAGUGCGAGUUGAACAUGAGGAUGAAGAAGGUGCACCUCUUUCAAAGCGGUCGCUCUUUCCAGCUAGGGCUCAUCCAGAAACCACAAGGCCAUCACGGACAAGGCAACAUGGAAGCGAAUCUUCGAGGGGGGACGUAAUAAUAGACGGAUCUUCACGAGAGGUACCACAAGGACUAGAUGGACGACGAGAGCGCCGUACGCGUUUCACCGCCUACAAAACUACAAGUAGUAAUGCUGGCUUGUUACAAGAGGUGACUUCGUCUUCGUCUUCGAGUCAUGUGGUUUUAGACCACGAUACUGGAAGGACUGAAGCGGUUUCUUCACAUCAUCGCGGAAAUAGUGGCAGUACGACCUUUUUCGAGAUCGCGGCGAGCCACAAGCAACAUGCUCCUCCUCCACCAAGGAAGGAGGAUAAGUUAAGGCUGUACCUAAGUACUACAUUUCUGGACGUAUCAAUCCUUGAAAGGUAUGGAGGAGUAUCCUAAGGGAAUAGAUACUCCCACAUACUUUUCAAGGAUGCACUUGAAAGAUGAAUUACGGACAGCUCUAAAUAAGAACAAUCCUGCUCCUACAGUCUCGACAAAACAACAGGUAGACCGAAGGCACGAACUAAAGCAGGAACUGAUUGAGCUUAAGCGUGGCGCAGCGGAUGGCGCUCUUGCUUCAGUGGUUCCAGCAGGAUAUGAGUGUCGCGACUUCGUGUCCAGAGGUUUCAUUAUGGAGUUCGUCAUCAUCUGUUCAACUUCAUAGCACCUAUUUACUUUUGAAGUAGUAGCACUUUUUGGAACUCCGGCUUGAUCUUGAAUGUGAAUCAAUACGAACAACGACCUCGUCCUACACCCACUCUUUCAUACCUUUUGGGACGUGCAACAAGGUGGAUCCGGCAGACGUUGCGGACAGCCUUACCGCAAUCACAUCCAAUUCGUCGGCACUGAAUACAACGAGUUUGACGGCCUCGGUGUCAAUCUGUGAGGACAAAGCGUUGCAUUGGGGUGCGGAUGCUUUCGCAGUUUAUGAAUGGUCCUCGUCAGUAUAGCUUAUUCGAAAAACUAGCACUCAUUUAAAUGAGACGUCAUGGUUUUUUUUCUUCAUUCCCACGAUCGGCGACCCUUCUGGGAUGACGGGACAUUGAAGGAAGCGGAAAGGGAUGCGCAGUGUUGCAGCCUGUACUUCGGAUGUGUGUGGAACCCAGAGUACGUCCCGAUUCCUGGACAGAACAUAACCGACAACCCCGAUCUCAGCUUCUUCAAUGUCUUAGGUAGUUGGAUUUGUUUUUGGUGUUUGCUUGUGUUUGUGCUUGUGCUUGGGGCAUAGCGUGUGUCUGCAUUUGCACUUUCUAAAUACUUAUUAACAACUGUAGUAUUGGGGUUCGGUUAGAUAAUUUAUUGGUGAAGUUUGUUACUCAUGCUUAUUUUUGUUGAAGUUUGUUACUCAACAUCAAUAUCGAAUUUUGAUGCCUCAAGCUCAACAUCCAGGAAACACACUACCACUCCAGGUCGUCGAGUAACUCCAGCGGAGAUGAACGCCACGCAGUCAAGUAUCAAGCAAUACAGUAUGGAAUUCGCUUUGAGGCCUUUGACGCUGUAUCCCAACACGACGCAGGUCGAGCCAUACGGUGUUACAGGGACGUGUGCAAGGACAGAUGACACACCAGGUCAACAGCAAUAUUGGCGAGCAUUGCUGGAGGCUCCGAAGCUGGUCAAGAAAAUCCGCCUUUACGUCAAGCAAAAACACAGUGUGGCGAUGAAGGUACUUUCUCCAAAGUUCUUUUUUUCUGUCUAGAUUUUUUCUAGAUAAUUUUCAUUUUGUGAGUGUUGAAAUUUAUGGGUUCUGAUUGGUCCAACAUUAUACGUGAUAGAAAACAUUUUUUUCCGUCGCUGUUGCGACUUCGAUCAAUCGUUGUAAUGUAUAAUUUUAACGACAUCAUGGCAUACAACCCACUACAGCAAUACACCGAGACCGGUGAGGGCACUGCCUUGGAGACGAAGAUGGCAGAGCUUGUUUUCCGGAGUCAAGAUGGUGAAGUGCUGAGACGCCAAGAUGUGGGCACACUCUCGCCAGGAGGCACCGAUCUCGAAUUCUCUCCAAGUGUCUUUGCCACUGAGAUAUUAUGGAUGUGAGAUAAGAAUUCUAGGCACUCAAGUGUCCUUGAUAUUGUUUAGUCUCCCAGAUAGUACAUGUAAGACUAUGUGAGACACAUGCCAUGCCAUGAAAAGAAUCUCUGCCAAUUGUCAUGACUACAUUUGGUCAAUCAUUAAUCAUUAAUCACUCAUUUUUUUUUUUUGGUAGUCAUUCAUCACCAUUUAAUUGUAUUUGAAAAGAAUCUCUGCCACUGAGAAUUUUGAGUUUGACUUCUCUAACAAGCGAGAUCAAUGCGAAGCAGACAGGCCUGCCAGUUAGAUUAUGCGGAUUCGUUGUGGACGUGGUAAUGGUUUCUUAUCCUGUUUGCUCGUGUUUGGUUUCUGACUUUCUUUUUCUAUGAAAUUUCUUCGCUACAACUACCUAGCAGAAUAUCAAAAGAAGCAGAGUAGAUUGAUUUUGCUACUUUCUCACCCCUCUCCAUGAUCUCCAAUCAAGAAUUUGUUCACUCGUCCUUUCAGAUCGAGCCUCUCUUCGUCACACGAGACCUGACCUUAAUGCUACGUGAGACUGCAGAGAUGAUAAGGAAGGGAGAGAAAUGGGUGCCGCAGCUCGCUACUAAAGUGAACACUGCUCUUCAACGAGUAGAUGAAAGGGCUGAGGAAUUGUUGACACGAUAGACGAAGGGCCUUCAUCCGUUCCGAAUAUUUAGUUAGUUUUCCCUCUGUCCUUAGGCUUAUCCCUUCAAACUAACAGUAGAAGAAGGGCCUUCAUCCGUUCCGAAUAUCUAGUAGUAGUACUCCCAUAGCAAGAAGUUCAAGUAGAUGAAAGGGCGGAGGAAUUUAUUUGUACACGAUAGAACUACUGCAAGUUGAUUAUACUGAAACUACAGGCUUCUAUUUGAUGGAAGUGGCCUGGAUCAGCAUGCACAAUGAGCCACAACAUGAAAUGUACAGACACACAAGUACUACUCUAAUUCCGCUAAAGAAUGCACAUUUAUUUGUACACCUUUUUAUAGUUAUGUCCUAGACAGAACUUGCAAGUCAUGCCUUUGAGGAUGUGAUGCAUAGUUUCGCUCAACAUCAUGGAAAACUAAGUUUACUAACAUUUUUGAGAAAUCAUGAGUUGGAAGUCCUUUUACUUUUAUUUUUGACGUUAAAUGUUGAUGAUAGACUUAGUCUUAGACAGAGACAAUAUCCUCUCAAGAAAAAGUCGCAUAAGAUGCUUUGCUUCCCGGACAUCAGGACAAAGGCGACAAUGUUGACUCCGUG
Molecule: messenger RNA, 3935 nt
Organism: Amoebophrya sp. A25
Lineage: Eukaryota; Dinophyceae; Syndiniales; Amoebophryaceae
Source: the annotation of a GenBank genome assembly